CCGACAUUUCAAACAAAGCGUUCCUUCGAUUCACUUCCGUGAUGGAUGACAAAUUGUUCUCUGGGUCUUCAUCUAACUCUGAGGGUGAGGAGACAUCUAUGGUCCGCCAAUGCAGCUGCAUUCGACGUGCGAACACCUAGUCAUCUUGCUCAACGAUGCUUCGAAUCAUAUAAGAUUUAUGAGCAAAUACGAGAAACUGGUGCGCUGGGGUAUCAACAUGAUGGUCAAGAAGGAUCUUGUGACGUCAGAAGGAGAAAGGCCAGUGAAGCGGAAGUAUUCUGUGCCCCAGUGUGGCUCAUGUGCCAAAACUUUACAUCGCCCAUUCGUCUGUCUGGAGUGCAUGUAUUUGGGAUGCUGGAAGGAAGGACACAUUGCGGAUCAUCUCGAGGAGACUGGUCAUGACUUUGCACUUGAUGUUAAUUCCGGUGCUACUUUUUGCACCGCCUGUGAAGAUUUAAUUUACCAUGAAGAACUUGACAAGCGUAGAACUUCCAUACUUUUCGAGGUGGAAAUUAGGAACACUGCGUUUCAGAGCUCUGGAGCCCGUCGAGCGUUGUACAACUCGUGGGUCCCGAGCAAUGUGGAGAAGUUGAAACUCCAGAGAUCAACGCGCCUUAGUUGUCAAGGCCGGAAAGGAUUUCUGAAUCUAGGAGCAAGCUGCUACCUUAGCGUUAUAUUACAAGUCCUCGUUCACACACCUUUGUUGCGGAGAUAUUAUUUGAGUGAUAAACACCCACAUCAGUUAUGCGAGAAAGACAUAUGUAUGGAGUGUGAGAUAGACAAAUUGCUGACGGAGAUUUAUUCGUCGGAGUCGCCUUGGAUAACUCCAACCUCAUUCCUCUAUACACUGUGGCGGCAUGCAAUAGCCUCGACCUCUCAAACCAACUCUCCAUCAGCGCCCCAAUCCAGUGACACAGGUAUUGCUGGAUACGCUCAGCACGACGCUCAUGAAGUGUUCAUUACUAUCCUGAACGCCAUUCAUUUAACAUCGACUGGAGAUCUUCCACCUUUCAAGUGCCGCUGCAUUAUUCACACCGUGUUCGGAGCAGAGUUGCAAAGCGACGUUCAGUGCGGCAAUUGCGGGAGUGUGAGAAGCGUCGUUGACCCAUUGCUGGAUCUUAAUUUGGAGCUGGAAAGCAAGCCAUCAGACGGCGACCAUAGUAUGGAUACCCUUCAUGAAUGCCUUCGACGCUACACACGUUUGGAAAAGUUGGGGGAAAAUGAGCAACCGUCCUGCCAAGAAUGUGACAAGCAGUCGGAGAACGCCACUCGGCGCCUCAGCCUGAGAAAACUUCCUCCUGUGCUGUCAUUCCAGUUUAAGCGCUUCAAGCAAAACGGCAACUCAAGUACAGUACAAAAGGUGGAGCAUCCGGUUCGAUUCCCUGCCACAUUGGACAUGUCACCGUUCACCACGCAUGCGGUUGGGAUGAAGGAUGAAGGAUCUCGGAGAGCGAAAAUGGGACCCUUAUCAAUGUAUGAAUAUGAGCUCUUCGCCGUUGUUAAUCAUGAAGGGCAGAUGGACACCGGACAUUACACGAACUAUGCACGGUAUCAUGACGAGUGGUACCGGUACGAUGAUGAAAAGGUAAUAAAUGCGACUCUCGCGGAGGUCCUUCGGUCCAAGCCGUACCUGUGUCUUUAUGUCAAGAAGUAUCUUGACUAUUCCACGGCGGGCAUCGCCGUUCCCCCUACUGCAUGAGCCCUCGUUCCCGUUUAUCCCUCAGUCGAUUCUGAAUCCGUCAAUACAUGACUUGAAUGCACCAAACUCCACCUGCAGUACGUUGAUUCCGUGGGAGUGGUAACAAUGCACGUUUCAUGUAUGUGCUUUUGCUAAUAUUGUGCACACUUGAUGCAUCGGAGUCCAUAAAAUUUCAUGGCAUUCAACUACAUGUCGCACCGUGACGUCGUGGAACUGGGUGGAGUUGAAAAGUAACGAGGGGAGAUAUUUGUAC
Cantharellus anzutake is the source of this 1952-nucleotide messenger RNA. RefSeq lists its product as uncharacterized. The transcript has 14 exons. The record is from RefSeq and is a predicted model, not a curated record. Bases 110 to 1699 code for a protein of 529 amino acids. Gene Ontology annotation, molecular function: cysteine-type deubiquitinase activity; zinc ion binding. NCBI's taxonomy places the organism in Eukaryota, Fungi, Basidiomycota, Agaricomycetes, Cantharellales, Hydnaceae. Gene Ontology annotation, biological process: protein deubiquitination.